AGUCGAAAAUGUAAACAAAUCGGAUUAUUGAAUAAAAUACAUAAGAAUAACUUCCUUUACACAUAAAAAAUACAAUAUCCCUCAAAACUUCACAAAAUUUGUACGGUAUUUAAUUAUUUGAUAAGGGCUCAAUUCGGUGUUGGUUUGUUGUUGUUUAUUAUUUCGUGUUAGUCUUCCACCACAAGAGGCCGAAUACGUAAAUAAACAUUAUCAUUAGGUCAACUGAGUUAGGGCUUUGUGUUUUGAGGACCUAUAUGGAAAAUGGAACGGCUGCUGUCAAAAAAGUGUUUUGCCUCGUGUUGUUAGCUCGCCGCCUCGCUCGCUGCCUUUUUUUGGAGAAAAAAUCAACGUAAAAUUUACAUUAAUGAUGGAUUUCGAUCUUUUUAGCAAUUUCGAUUUAUUGCUAGAAGCAGCUCAAAUGAUGCUGGACGCUUCUGUAGCGGAUGAGACCGAUGUGUCCAGCGUAAACCAGACAAGCGACAGCACACUGACGGCAACAGACAUUGACUUAACCCAUGCCUAUGCCGAUCAACGGAAGCCAUUCAAGAAUAUUACCAACAGUGACGUCAGCACUCUCAGUGCCAACAGCGAACGAUCAUCCGGCAAGCAACCGAGUCAGCGGCUCAACGUUACGCAGGAACCCCAGCUGAAACGUGAACGUUCUGGAGUGUCAGUUACAAGCCUCAACAGCAGCUGCCGAUCAAAUGGACGCGAUCCACCGUCGCUUAACGACGCCCAGGACUCUCAACUGAAGCGCACCAGUUUCGCCGUCAACAGCAGCCUCGAUACGUCAGCCCGAGGAGCAACGGAAGCGUUGCGUCAGCGGCUCAACCUUACGCAGGAACCCCAGCUGAAACGCGAACGUUCUGGAGUGUUGGUUACAAGCCUCAACAGCAGCGGCCGAUCAAAUGGACGCGGUCUACUGUCGCUUAACGCCACCCAGAACACUCAGCUGAAGCGUACACGUGCCGGAGUGUUGGUUACAAGUUUCAACAGUGGCCGGUCAAUCGAACAUGGCUCACCAUCGGCUUCGCUAAUCGGAAGCCCUGAAAAGUAUGCUGAAGCCGAAGACAUCGCGGCAAUCAGACCAAUACGGCGUAAGCUGUCUGCGCAUCAACUGGAAUUUACGACGAACACACAUAAGGAAGCUAAAGAAACAUCUAACAACCUGCCCGCUCCCAAACGUCUCCCUACGACGUCAUCCCCAAAUAGGCGUGAGUUUCCGGAUGAAGACCCUUUUGGGGACAUCACAGUGAUUAGCAGAAACAACUGUUUAUUCGAUGAUGCUGGUUUUGAAGACGCAGAGGACGAAGACGAAGGCAGCGAAGAACACCCGGAAGAAGCAGAAUAUGACGCCGAAGUAGAUGUGGAAAGUGAUGGAGAGGAGUCGACACCGUACGUGAUACACGUGAGCCUCGUAGAACAGUACUUUAUGCCGUACGCGAACCUAAGUCUCUUCGACGACCAUGACCCGCUGGAAACGAUCGACCCACUGCAAACGAGCGCAAGUACAUCUGAAAGUGUAAUCGUGCCCAAGAGAAAACUAAACGACAACCUCGGUGGACACGUUGACGCUGCAAAUGCCCAUAGCGCAGCACCUACGACGGCGCUGAACGUGCCAGCCGGAGAUUUCCGAGACUUGAACAUCGACGCGAUCCAAAAGAAACAAAAGAAAAAGACAACAAGCAACCGAGAUCUCCGAGCAAAGGGUUUGCCAUACCUCCGCCGGAACGGAACGAUGGCUCCGGCAAGACGACUUAAAACACCAUGCGAGUGCAAGAAACUUAAGUGCCACGAAACGUUUUCGGAUGAGAUGCGAGCGCUAUUUUUCAAGACUUUCCUAAAGUUAACUUCCUCUGCACAGAACCAGUUUCUGAGCAAUCAUGUGCUCAUUAAGCUCGUUGCGUACCACAAUGUUGUUAACUCUCGACGAACGUAUACAUACACCUAUCACCUGCCUGCCUGCGGAGGAAUGUUGCGCGUUUGCAAGAAAAUGUUUUUAUCAACAUUCGAUGUUAAAAGCAAGAAAAUGCGCUGUUUAAUGAACAAGAAGCGGUCCGAAUCCGGGAUAGUCGAGGACGACAAGCGGGCGCUCAACCAUAAUCGUUAUACUAUUCCCACGGACGAGGUGAAGUUUAUCAACGGACACAUCCUGUCGUUCCCCUCGUGCACCUCACAUUACGGCCGCGAGAAGUCGUCCAAACUGUUCCUGAGCAGCGACAUGUCGAUUGCAGCUAUGUACAGGCUGUAUGUUGCUGAAUGUACCAAACGAGAAACCCGCCCCGUCCAUUACAACUCCUACAAGGCGAUCUUCAAGACGUACAACCUCGCCUUCCGAACGCUCAAGGUCGACACGUGUGGUACAUGCGACUACCUGGCCGUUUCCAUAAAAGGAUGUCAGCAAGAACGCGAAAAACUGGAACUAGUCAGCAAGCAGACCGACCAUCACCAGCUGUCAAAAUUUGUGUUUGAUCAGAAAACCAUGGAUAUCAACCCAAGUAACCAUCCAGCACUUAAAACCGGUCACUGUUCGGCCCUUAAUGCGCUUUCAAAGCUGCAAGUAAAAGCUAAACAGUUUUUGCUUCAGCACUAACAGCUACUAUAGUGCUGAAUAAUGGCCGCUUUUGGACUUUACUCGGCUGGUUUAGUGCUGUCCUCGACUGUUUCUGCCCACCCCUGCGGUAAAUGUCAAAAAAAAAACAGCGAGAGGCAAAAGUAUAUCUAUCUCCCUCUCCCCCUCAAUUUCCCUGCACGCUCUCAAUUCUAUUUUUAGUUUGCCAGCUGCUUUAC
Molecule: messenger RNA, 2790 nt
Organism: Culex pipiens pallens (northern house mosquito)
Lineage: Eukaryota; Metazoa; Arthropoda; Insecta; Diptera; Culicidae
Exons: 5
Coding region: 365-2593 (742 amino acids)
Source: RefSeq, a predicted model, not a curated record